CUUCCUCUUUUCCUCAGUUACACUAAAUAACAUGGCCGUUACCAAGACUGGAUCCGCUACCAAGAAGUCUGAGACUCGCAAGUUUGUCAUCGACUGCUCUGGUCCUGCCUCUGACAAGAUCUUUGAUGUCGCUGCCUAUGAGAAGUAUCUUCAUGAUCACAUCAAGGUCAAUGGCCGUACCAACAACCUUGAGGACCAAGUCAAGAUUGUCCGUGCCAACGACAAGAUCACUGUAACUGCUUCCAUCCACUUCUCCAAGAGAUACCUCAAGUACCUUACCAAGCGUUUCCUCAAGAAGCACCAACUUCGUGACUGGCUCCGUGUCAUUGCCUCUGACAAGCAGACUUACCUUCUCAAGUACUACAAUAUCAACCAAGGUGAAGAUGAAGAAGAGGAUGACGAGGAAUAAGUGCCUACUGCCUUCAUGGUUUGAACUCCCCUUUCCCUUCUACGUUUGUAAAUAGCCUUCUUCCAUUCCACCUUUUUCCUUAUCUACAUUUAUAUUCCAUAAACCAAAACCCACGGGCGUGAUGACAAUGCAGCCCUGGCAAUUUGCCUAAAUCACAAUGUCUGACGAUUAUAUCGCUCAAGUUCAUUGAGCCAUCAUCUGAUGAUGAUGAAUGUGUUAGAAGUAUGGACCGAAUAUUUUUUUGUUCCUGAGAUAAUUGAAUUACUUUGUUGUGUCUUCAAGGUAGGUUAGCUUCAAAGUGCUUUUGCACAAUAUGCAUCGUC
Molecule: messenger RNA, 732 nt
Organism: Umbelopsis ramanniana AG
Lineage: Eukaryota; Fungi; Mucoromycota; Umbelopsidomycetes; Umbelopsidales; Umbelopsidaceae
Exons: 1
Coding region: 32-409 (125 amino acids)
Biological process (GO): cytoplasmic translation
Cellular component (GO): ribosome
Molecular function (GO): RNA binding; structural constituent of ribosome
Source: RefSeq, a predicted model, not a curated record